This is a messenger RNA of Notothenia coriiceps (black rockcod), 6029 nucleotides long. RefSeq names its product bromodomain-containing protein 4-like. The record is from RefSeq and is a predicted model, not a curated record. Lineage: Eukaryota; Metazoa; Chordata; Actinopteri; Perciformes; Nototheniidae. Bases 1 to 2274 code for a protein of 757 amino acids. The transcript has a single exon.
AUGUGGUAUUUCCCAACACAGGUGGACUCUCCUGCCCUGGUGGCCAAAUCCCGUCCGGGCAGAAAGAGGAAAUCCGAACAGGAACUUCCGACCCCACCACAGACCGCCCCCAAGAAACGGGGAAGGAAACCAGCCUCAGCCUCAGUAGCGCCAUCCGUUGCGGCAAUAUCCACCUCCACUCCCUCAACUUCUGUUAGCGCAACAGUUGGGAGCUACGCUGCAGCUGCCAUUUUAGCCGCAGAGGCUAAACGGAGAGCAGCAAAGGAGUCUUCCAGCAAACAUUUCGUCCAGGAAACAGCCCUGCCAAUCAAAAAACGUAAAACGAGAGAGACAGUGGAGGAGAGGGAAAUUGUUCAAACUCCAUCAGCUUCAAUAACUGAUACUGUAAAGGGGGAGGCAAGUAAAGGGGAGGAAGCUCCGCCAAAACCUCAGCCUACCCCUUCUGAGCAGAGCCAGUCACAAUCACAGAAACAACCAUCUGCUUCAGAAGAAAGUCAACCACACGGACACAAGGCGCAUAAAGGAAAGAAGCACAAGGAGAAAACAGGAAUAGCAGCUGGAGAAGGCAGAAGCAGAGGAGAGGAAUUAUACGAAGAUAUAAGUGAUAAAGGAGGAGAGGAAGAAACUGGAGAAAGAAGUAGCAGCAGCAGUAGUAGCAUUAGCCCAUCAAAAAGUCACAAACGGAAGGACCGCCCACCUCACAAACACCACCAUCAUCACCACCACCACCACCAUCAUCACCGCCACCAACAUCCCUCUGCCUCCAGUUUGGAUCAGCCUCUUUCUCCAGGCUCCGGACAUCCAGCAGCCUCCAGCCAGUCAAAGGCUGAAGUCAAGCCCCAGGUUGUACCUCAGCUCUCCACACAACAAGUGCAUCACACUCAUGAAGCUCCUCCGAAACCACAAUCCAAGUCUGAACCUCGACAGACUCCCCCUCAACCCAGUUCCCAGGAGCAUCUUCAGAGCCAGUCUCCCACUCAGACACAAGCCAAGCCAAGAUACCACGCUCCUCAGCCCUCUCCUACCAGUAAUGUCUUGCCCCAGCCACGGUCCCAACUGCCCCCUCCCCAAACUCACAGUCAGAGCCAGGCUUCAUCGCAAAAAGGCCAGUCACAUCCUGUCCACUCCCCAGCCAAACACCAAUCCCAGCUUCAGACUCCACCUCAGACACACCUUCCUCAAACAAGGCCUCCACAUCCACAGACCCAGUCUCCCACUGUACUCCAACCUCAAACCCAGCCCAGGCACCCGUCUCAACUCCAAACACAGCUCAAACAACAACCCCAGCUGCGGCAGUCACUGCAGUCUCAUCUCCAACUCCAACCCCCGACCCGAACCCCAGCCCAGCUUCAGACGCAACAGCAACACAGAACCCCGGCCCAAAUUCCGCCUCAAUCCCAACCCAGGACCCGACCUCCACCUCAGCCCCAUUCCAGAUCUCCAUCCCAAACUCCACCUCCACCCCAGUCCAGGACCCAAGCCCAAACUCCAAAUCAACCACAAUCCAGGGGUCCUGCUCCACUUCCAAAUCAACCCCAAUCUAGGAGCCUUGCCCAAACACAACAUCAACCCCAAUCCAGGACCCCUGCCCAAACUUUGCCUCCACCCCAGACAUCAGUCCAACCUCACCUGCAACAAAGGCAUCAAAUGCAGCCCCAAUCCCUGACGAGGCAGCCAUCGCAACAACUCCAGACCCAACAAAGACAGCAAGCCAGACAGUCUCUCUCACAGCCUACGCCACCCCCGGCUCAGUCCCAAGCACAACCACACUUUCAACGGAUUCAAACACAGCCACGCCCACAGCCCCAGCUCACCAGGCCCAAUGUGCAGCACCUCUCAUCCCACCGACCAUCUCCAAGCCUAACCAGGACCAACCCGGCUCAGCAGAAUCAGGGCGAACAGCCCCAAGAUCUGAGCACCACACGGCCUAGUCGAGGAGGCCUUUUGCCAAGCCGAGAGGUCAGAGAUGAAGGCGUCAAGGCGGAAGGAAGACGGGAUCCGGCAUCAGAAAGCAGAGAGGUUUCAAGAGGAGACCGAGGUUCAAACAGCAACUCAAGGCCUUCAAGCUCCCUUCCUCCUCGACCUACAGGAGCAUCUGGAGCCGGAGUUGGCCUUGUUACUGGAGCAGAUGGAAGGGCGAGGCUUCGGGCUGAACCAGAGGCAGCAGGGGAUGACAGGGAGCUCAGAGACAUCGUCCCCCAGUCCGCGGUCCCAUGUCCCAGCCGAGAAGAAACCGUAGAGUCACGGACUGCCGUCAGCGAAAGAGUCAGCUGAUCAGUUGGGCUGAUGACCGGGACGACUGAUCGGUGGACUCGCGUACUGAGUCGGCACCAGAAGGAAAAGGAGUGUGACACGGUUGUUCACGGAGUUUUAAUGAUUGUUACACUGUUUUCAGAUAACGAAGGAUAACGUCAGAGCUGGUAGGACUGUUGGAGUCUCUACUCCGUCUGAUUCUGUCUGGAGACUCUGCAAAGUUCUGGAUUUGAGAACCAACCUGACGCUCAAGGGCAGCUGGAGAGGAGAGCGGACGGUGUCUUUUUCUAGGAAAAUCAAACAAAGAGGAAAAACCAGAAAAAAAAGUUUGUGUGUAAAUAUAAUCAAAAGGCAGCUGUUGUGUCCCGCUAGUCUCCAAGGGGGGAGGGGGGGGGGAGUAGUUUGGAAAAACCAACGCUUAACAACACAUUACUCUGAAGGAAAUGUUGCUUCCGGAAUAUAACCUGUUUUUUUUUUAUUUCGUAUUAUGAUAGUUUAUUGUUUUGUCUCUGUUAUACAGCUUUACACUCUGAUAUUAUUGACUGAUAGUCCCUUACUCAUCGCCGUGCUGCUGACUGACAGUCCCUUAUUUAAAGUCCUGCUUUUUAACUGACGGUGACUCCUUCUAUUGACUGAAAGUCCCUUACUGAAACUAGUCCUUGACUGAAAUCCUCAGAGGUGAUGUGGGGGCGGUGGUUUGCACCUUAAACUGGUUUCUUAGAAAUCUACCAUAUUUUUUGUAAUCACCAUUUUCCAUUUGGCCCGCGAUAAACAAAGGUGUGGGGUCUGUAAUGUUUUCCAUCCACUUCCAGAAUGCCCCCUACAGGAAGCAAAUCUGACGUAUGUAUUAAGACUUGUGACCCACACAGACCUCACUCUGGACUGAGUCUUUGAAACGCAUUUUGAAUAUUGUUUAAAAUAUUUGAAUAACUUUAGGAGUUCUUGUAAAACAGCCGUUCCAAGUCAGUUAUUUGAUAAGCAAAUCUCGAGAGCUCCUAAUUUGGUUAUAAAGUAUUUCAAACCCACCGAGAUGUUCUUCCAGGUUAGAGAUUCUUCCAUUUAGGUCUUCAUUGAAUUGGUUUGUUUUGGUAGUGUUUUUGUUUCCAAAGGAAGCGCUUUUAAUAUCAAACCAAACCCACUUUUACAGUAGCUCUAUUUUAGUUUGUACUCUUCAUGAAAUGAGUGGGAAAAAGGAGAAAUUGUGUCAUCGUGUUGAAUGUCUGGAACAGUUUGCAACCCCUCCAGUUUAUACAAUCAACCGCCUGCAUGUCGCUAGGAGACUUUGCAGGCCAUCAACUGGAGUCGCAACAUAUGCAGAGGUCGACCUCGUUAGGUUUUUACUGUUGGACAUGAUGGCGUUCUUCGGGAAGUUGAACCCUGAACGAGGUCUGGUCAUGUGGAGACACAACAUUCAGUGAGCAGACAGCAACCUUUGAGUCUGAAAUUCCAGAUUUGAGAGCAAAAAGAAGGAGAUAUUUCUAAGAGUGGAAGGAGUCAUUUCCAAGGACUUAACAUAGAGACCACCUGAUUAACAACCUGAAGCAAUUUGGUUGAUAUUCUUAACUAUCUUAAUUUGAUUUAACAGUUGGUGAACAUGGGGAGUGGGUGUCAAUAAAAAAAAAUAAAAAAAUUCUAAUCACAUUUAAGAUGUACUGACAGAAUCAUAAGCUUCUAAUCAAACAUUGCUCCAGACAUUUUUGAGAAGUUUUCUUAGUGCCUUUUGUGUUUAGACAACUCAUCUUUAAAUGGGUUCGACUUGAAUGUCACUUGUUGGGCUUAUGCAGUGUUCUUAUCUGUCUAAACGACUUUGACUUUAAACCAUAGGCUGUAUGAAAUAUGGAUAUGGUUUCUAAUAUCAUCCAUGGGUUUCUGAAGAGUAUAACUCCUGGCUAAUUUACAACUGGGCAUCAAUGUAAUUGAGGCGGGCCCGAAGCAGAGCAGACAGUUAGACAUGGAUGGAUAUUGAGAAAUGGAUAAAGUGUUGGAUUCAGGGCUUCAUUCGUUCCUAUGAAAUGUUCUCGGUUGCACGGGAAGUCAAAAUGGCCUUACUUUGGAGAACUAAAAUACCUGGACUUUCUGGCGAUCUUUAAACCCCGUCUCCUAGCCGAUAUAUCGUAGACGUUCGGUCUUGGCAAAGUCAAAUUAAUGCAUUUUAGCGCGUUUUACAGCUUGUAGACCUAAAAUAAUUGAUUUACAGAUGUCUCUUUCUGAAUGUAAGUCAAUGGGAUCAAAUCUUUUUCGGCCGAUGGCUUCACGUAAUUGACACAGUUGUUGUUGUUGACGUUGUUGCCUCAAGUGGCCAUUUGAGGAACUGCAGUUGUUGGCACUUCCACUUAGGAUUCCCUGCACAUGCUUUUGACGAUAAUCUGACAGUCAGAUAUGGACGUGUCCUAUUAAAGCAUGAAUGUAAUAUAAGGACUGGAUAUCAAAGAUAUGUCGCCCAAGUUCCUUAAAAUAAAAUAGCAUGUUAGCUUCUGGGCUUGAUCCACAUCAUAGAUCUAUCUGCACAUGCUCAGUAGAGUUUCUCUCCCUGGCCCAUUGAGAUUUUCCGCAAAGAAAAUUAGCCUUUCUGAUAAAGUUUGUCGAAUAAACAAUAAUGUAAAAUGUUAUUUCUCAGCAACUUUCACUUCAACUCACCUUUAAUUAAGCUCUGUUACUGGAUGUGUAUUAGUGAAAUGCACCCUGGGAGUGGUGGUAGAUGGUAGAGUUGUGUAUUGUGUAGGAUAUUCUAUUUUAGCUUGUUUGUUUAUUAUUCAAUGUAGGCUAUCAAUGAGGAGAAUAUACAUUAUAUAGCACAUUAUACUUUUUAAAUUGUACUUUAUGCCAAUUCUUAUUUAAAAUGUAGAAAUAUAUGCCACCUUAUCUUGGGCGCCUGACAUCCCCUUCUCUCUUAAAGCACUUAAUGUCACACUUUAUUUCACCUUGGCUGUAACGAUACAAACGGCAGAAUCAAAGAAAAUUUAUGUUUUAAUUAACCUGAAACAGACGUGUUGCAAUGCCCUGCCGUGCAUCUCAGCCAAGAUUUCAAUUCAAUAAUCUCCAGAGAAUUCUUGUAGGUUUUCUGCUGAAACAACUCCUAAAACAAGGGGAAGUUUCGUGACUGUCUCCUGAGCUCUCAAAUCUGAACAUACAGACACUGAAUGUUAAUGCUCUCUCAAUAGAUUUGCCAUCAAGAAAUCUAAAAGUUUUGCACCUUAUUCUUCACAUGAAGGCUCCUGCACUUUAACAAUGAUAUCGGGAAAAUUGAGCUCUUCGACCCUCAAACAAGCGGGAAAACCCCCCCCCUGAAUGUCUUCAACCUGGAUCCGAUAAAUGUGCCUCGUUCUCUAAAGUCCUCUCACCUGAUGUUUGUUGUCUCCACCUGAAGCCUCACCUCUGCGUACUUGACGCUCCGCCUGCCGCCCAGUUAUAGCAUGCUGUCUCUCACGCAGCUGCAUAAAUCAAACGCCCCUCUGUUUACGGACCCCCUCCACAGGACCCGACCCGGCACAACCCUACAGUAACCAGCCACCAUAUUGCAUGUUCCAGAGUUUAGUGCCUAUAAUAUUGUGCGUCUUGCCAGAAGCCACCAUGUCGAGCCAAGCCAUGUUGUGUUUCUAGACUUAGUAGUGAUGUGUGUGGUGACUUCAUAGUUGCUAAUAUUGAGGAUGAAUAUUCUGCUUUUACUCUGGUUGGAAUUAAGUGGAAACUCCAAUACAAUGUCGCUGUAGACAAAACUAGUUUUUACCUGUUUUCUUAUUUUUUCUUUCUAACUAAAAGCGUUUGUUGUCCCCUGA